AUGUCUGCAAUUUAUAACCUUCCUCAAAAAUCAGCAACAUCCGUUGCUCCACUCCCAAAACCACCAAAACAAAAGGUCGUCCCAUCAACUCCUGUUGUCUUAUCAAAAUCGCAAGACACAAAACCAAUUCAAAAAACUCCAUCAAUACCUUCAACUCCACAAAGACCAGAACCUCAACCAAUACCUACAAAAAAGACUCCCUUACAAAAGUCUGAACCGAUCAAAAAUUCUCUUCACAGCUCUCAAUCACUUAAGCCUCAACAAUCUCAGAAAGAUCAACCAAUCGCUCCUCUCCCCUCUCUCCCUCCAGGAGUUAAACCACGCACACAACCAGCUCCACCUCCUCCUAAAAUUUUGCCGCAACUCCCAAUUCACAGAGCAACUAAACCAGAGCAAAAACCAGCAGAAAUCAAACCUAAACCAAUUCCUUUUUCUCAAAGAAAAUACUCGGACGUUCCCACUGCGGCUUCAAAGAGUUUUGAUAUCGACUUGCCAACUACUCCAACAAAGGUGGACACCCAAGAAACACACGACAAACCCGUAAAGAAGAGCGAAAGCCCUGAGAAUGUGAAGAUAUCCAAAAUCAAAAAGGUGAAAUCGAUACAACUCAGCAGCUCCUCUUCCAAAGUCUCUUCUCGUGAAUUCCCAGACCCAAUAUCGCCAAAAUCUGAUAACAGCGAAAACGGUAUUAAAGGACAGUCCCCCACACCAGCACACUCCUCCUUGAAUAUGACAAAGUAUAUUUCUCAACAACAGCGCGCGUCUGUGGGUUCGACAUCUGGAAUGUAUUCCCCCAAAACGCCCAACUCGCGUUCGGAGAAACAUCAACAAUCGAUGAAAGAAGCUUCUGAAAUAAAGGGUUCGUCGUUUUUCAAAAAAACGUCAACACCGCGGAUGGCGUCAUUUGAAUCGGUUUCUCCUCACUCAGACUCGUUAGAAGAGAAUUCUAAAAACGACAAAGAAAACAAAAAUGAAAAAAUGUCGAUGUCAGCACGCGGGUGCGAACUCGAGGAAACACCAAAAGCACCGGAAAUAGCACAAAACGACUUUUUAAGAAAGUACGAGAGUUUUAUCACCGACGACGACCCCGAGACAAAGAUCAAAUUUGUGCCAAAAAAUCGCGAUGGGAAGAAGAUAACUGGCAGCGACAUUAUGAUGCACACCGCCGAGUUGGUAUUCACCGAAUUCAUGUUCUGCGCACGGCUCCAAAUCUUCCAAAAGCAUUUUGAAGUGUAUAUCCGAAAUGAGAUGGCUCUUUUGAAGCACCAGGACUAUUUGCUCUUUGAGCCACUAGAUGGGUUGGUUGGGUCCAUCAGUGGGAUGUGUCUUGAGCUUGAGCCGCUCUACUACGAAUUGUUGGACUUUGGUGAAGAGACAACGAAAAAGAAAGGUGACGAGAAAAAUCCCACGAAGGAGUCGACCGAAAAAUUGGAAGAAGUUGUUCUUUCAGUUGUUUUGAAGUACUACAGUUUUGUCAAUGGGUUAGGGACUAUUAAUUUGUCAAACACAUUCCUACCAUUUGUAGCACAUUACACGUCGCUCUCCUCGACGAUCAAUGACUUCAUCGAAGGCACAAACAAGUUGAGGAAGAUGGUGAACGCCCGUCUCGAGAACUGUAUCGACCAAAACAUCCGACAAUUCGCGGAUUUGUACUUUGCACCAACACAGCGUAUUUGCAGGUACGAGUUACUUCUUUCGACUAUUUUGAAAGAUGUGCAAAAGGAGAGCAAGCUCCAUAAAGUUCUCAGUGCAACAAUCGUGUCUUACAAAGAUAUGAACACUUCAAUCAACGAGUUGAUUUUCAAAUCAAAAUUUUUCUACGUCAAGCGCUACGAGUACCUCGACCAAAUAUACAAGAGCAACAAGCCCGUGAUCGCUACAAAUACAGUCUACAAAUACUUCACAACACCCGACAGGUUCGUCGCAUAUCACGCGGGUACCAAAGGUGCCGCCAUAGGCAACAACAAAAUCGACCUGUUCAUUUUCAAAGACGGUAUUCUCCGUAACGAUGUCAAGAAGACAGUCUUUGAGUUUUACCCGAUCGGCACAAUCUUCCACGAGUUGUCGAAAAAGGAGGAGAAUUCAUUGUCCGAGAAUGACAUUUUCUUUUAUGACGAGAAAAAGAAAAAAUCACAAAUUAUUACACUUGAAAACCAAUCACAGAGAGAUCAAUUUAAUUACUCACUUAGACUUACAUAUGAUGAAUACACAAAAGCACAAAGGGUUGUAUAG
Messenger RNA from Entamoeba invadens IP1, 2232 nucleotides. RefSeq lists its product as hypothetical. Lineage: Eukaryota; Evosea; Mastigamoebida; Endamoebidae. The record is from RefSeq and is a predicted model, not a curated record. The coding region runs from base 1 to 2232 and encodes 743 amino acids. Gene Ontology annotation, molecular function: guanyl-nucleotide exchange factor activity. The transcript has 2 exons.